AUGGGAUAAGUUUCAUCUUCUUUAGAUAAAUUAAGUCUUUAAAAUAGCAUUUUGAUACCUCUUUUGUGUGCUUAAGGGUAUAUUGGAUACAAGUUUUUGUAAUAAUACUUAAAUAGUAAGUAAGAUAAUGAAGAGCUUGCCUAAUUAACUUAGAAGCUUAGUCAAAAGACUUAAAAGUAAUCAAAGGAUACAGAAUUUGAUGAGAUAGCAAAAUUAGCUUAAAAUUCUUAAAAUAUUCCUAUCAUCAGUGAAAGAAAAUCACCCGAUGAAGAAGAGGCUGAAGUUUUCAAAGUUUGUGUCACAGGAGGACCAUGCGGUGGUAAGACAUCAGGUUUAGUUUAUGUGUAAGAAAAAAUGAAAGAAUUAGGGUACUUAGUUUUUGUUGUUCCAGAAGCUGCUACAACUAUUGCAAAUGGUGGUGGUAUGCUUGAUAUGUAGAACUAUAAUAUGGUUUAAGCCAUUCAAUUUUAAACUAAUCUUCUUAAGCUUUAGAUUCGUCUUGAAAACACAAUGACUCAGAUAGCUAAAUUGAGUAGGAAGAAAGCUAUUGUGUUAUGUGAUAGAGGUUUAAUGGAUGGGCAAGCUUAUGUUGAACCCAAGGAAUGGGCUGAGUUACUUAACAUCAACAAUUUAAAUGAAGUUCUUAUGAGAGAUGAUAGAUACGAUUUAGUUAUUCACCUUGUUACUGCUGCUUUAGGUGCAGAAAAAUUCUACAACCAAUAAAACUCAGCUCGUUUUGAAACUGCUGAAGAAGCUGCUAUUAUGGAUAAGAAAACUCAAGAUGCUUGGUUAGGUCACCCAAAUCAUGUUAUUGUUGACAAUAAUGUUAAGAGUUUCGAAGAAAAGCUAACAAAGAUGCUAAAUGCAGUAAAGCAAUGUGUUGGUAUUGAAUCUUCUACAACAAAAUACACUAGAAAGUUCUUAUUAAAGCCCAAUGAAAACAUUAGCCCUAAUAUUCCUAAGGAUUUGAAAUGUCAAAGAUUCUUUAUUGAAGAUGUUUUCCUUGAGAGUGGAGAAGAACAAGGAAACAAAAAAAGUUUUAGAAAACUUAGAAGAAGAGGUUAAAAUUAAAAUUAUGCUUAUAUCUUAAGUGCUAGUAAGGUUGAUAAGAUCUCAAAAGAUACACAAAGUAGUGAAAUUUAGUUCAAGAAAUUGUUGAGCUAUAGAGAAUAUACAUUUAUGCUUAGCAAGUCAGAUACAAAGAGAAAUAACCUUAUUACUUACAGAGAUGUCUUUUUAUAUCAAGGCAAUGUUUUUAUCUUAGACACUUACUUAAAUGUCAAAGAAGGUUUCAAUAUCUUAAAGGUCAUAUUAAAAAAUAAAAAUCAAAACGUUGAAAUUCCUCCUUUCCUUGAAGUAGUUAAAGAAAUUACUGAUGAUUUAGGUUAUAAAAGAUCCACUAUUUCUAAAAAAGAUUGGUACUUCUCCAAGGGAGAUGCUUCCCUUCUUAAAAAGAACUUUGCUUGA
Molecule: messenger RNA, 1467 nt
Organism: Tetrahymena thermophila SB210
Lineage: Eukaryota; Ciliophora; Oligohymenophorea; Hymenostomatida; Tetrahymenidae
Product: thymidylate kinase
Exons: 2
Molecular function (GO): phosphatidylinositol binding; phosphatidic acid binding; GTP binding
Source: RefSeq, a predicted model, not a curated record